Molecule: messenger RNA, 1911 nt
Organism: Schistocerca serialis cubense
Lineage: Eukaryota; Metazoa; Arthropoda; Insecta; Orthoptera; Acrididae
Product: 52 kDa repressor of the inhibitor of the protein kinase-like
Exons: 7
Coding region: 1-1911 (636 amino acids)
Molecular function (GO): protein dimerization activity
Source: RefSeq, a predicted model, not a curated record
AUGACCGAUAUACAUAAGUUUUUUGUACUUCAUAAGCGAAUGAAAACUACAAAUGAAAAUGGAGGUGUUGAAGAAGAUACUGCCUAUGAUCAGGUAUCACAGGAAAAGGGUGCCUUCUGCAGGUUUUGUGUGCUUUUCCGCCCACGCAUAACGCAUGGUAGUCAUCAUGGCGCAUUCAUAAGCCGCCCAUUCACAAAUUUCAAAAAAUUCCAUGAAUGUGUAAAAAUGCAUAUGAAUUCCGAGUGGCAUAAAGAUGCAAUAGAAAAGUCAAAUAAUUUCAUUAGUGUUGUGACAAACAAAACUAAAAUUUUGGCAGACGAAACAAUGGAUAUUGCAGGCACAGAACAACUUUCUCUUUCUGCACAUUAUUUUGACCUUGUAACUAAUGUUGUCAGAGAAGACUUCCUUGGAUUUACACCAUUAGCAAGGUUAGAUGCAAAACAUAUCUCCAACACAAUAAUAUCUACUUUAUCUGCUUGGGGUUUAAAUCUAGAUAAAAUGGUGGGACAAGGCCAUGAUGGGUGCAGUACGAUGGCCGGUAAAAUUGGAGGAGUACAGAAGAUAAUUGCUGAGAAAUAUCCCAAGGCUCGCUUCUAUCAUUGUGCUAUCCAUAGACUUAAUUUAGUUGUGAAUGAUUUGAACACCUUACCAGAGGUUAGAAACGCCAUUGGUACUAUCAAAGAAGGAAUUUCUUUUUUCCGGGGGAGCACGCAAAGGAAAGUCCUAGUUGGGAACCUUCAAAAACUGUGUGAGACGCGCUGGUCUGAGAAGCAUAAGUCAAUAAGGAAAUUUAAAGAUAAAUUUUUAGAAAUUGUUGAAGCAUUAGCAAUUUUACAUAAAAAAAGAGAUCGUGAAACUAGGCAGAAAGCCUGGCAACUUUACUGCACACUUACUUCUCAGACGUUUAUUGUUACAUUAAAAGUCAUAGCAAAAUAUUCAGCCAAACUAGAACCUGUCACCAAUAUCCUACGAUCAGUAAACAUUAACUUAGAUAAUGUGGAAGCCGAGUUUGAAAUGAUAAUGGAAAGUGCUGAAAGCAACUCUAGUGCACUUGGAAUAGAUGUCACUGGCAUUCGACAACCGCGAGUUGAUGCACGACAAAUGCAUCGUUCAAAUCAUCCAUCAGUUUCUGUCACUGAGUACCACAGAAAAUCUCUCUUUAUUCCAUAUUUGGAUUCCCUAGUCCAGUCCUUGCAAGAACGGUUUUCAGAAGGAAACAAGGCAUCUUUUGAGAUUUUCUGCUUGCACCCAAAGGUAAUGAAAUCCCAAAGCGACAUAGAUAUGAAAAGGAUAAUUGAAAAUAUCAAAAGAUUUUAUGGUGAUCUUUUAGAUAACCUCACUGAAGAAGCACGGACAUGGAUCAGUAUAUGGAAACGCGAUAAAGUAACUGAAGGAGAUAUUGCUGAAUUAAGCCUGACAGAUCUACUGGACAAAGCCAAAUUCUUGCCUGCCGUAGCUUCAGUCUUGAAGAUAGCCCUUAGCUUACCGGCAACCACCUGCUCUGCGGAAAGAUCGUUCAGCACUCUCUGGCGCGUGAAAACGUGGCUAAGAACUACCAUGGCAGAUAAUCGACUCAGUUGUUUGUGUAUGGUGUCAGUUCAUUGUGAUAAGAUAAAGUCAGAGGAGGAGUCCUUUAUCGAAAAAGUGGUAGAUAGUUAUGGGAAGGACCCGAGAUGCAUUCAGUUUCUGUUUAAUAUUUCAAACUACAUUAAUAUGUUUGUAACAAUAAAACAGUCACAUCAUCCUUACAACCAAAGGUCACAAAAUUUGUUAAGACAUGAAUCUGUUAUGGGUUGUGGAAAUUAUUAUCACCUAUUAACAUGUCUGAGCAGAGGUGAACUUACUGACAUGGCGUUGUGCCCCAAAAAUGAGCAUUUACGAGAGCAAUUCAGAAUAUUUCCACAACAUUAA